Messenger RNA from Paramecium sonneborni, 619 nucleotides. The record is from the annotation of a GenBank genome assembly. NCBI's taxonomy places the organism in Eukaryota, Ciliophora, Oligohymenophorea, Peniculida, Parameciidae.
GUCAAUAAAAUGACUUUUUGAAUUCCAAAUUCUUCACCAAUUAUGAUGUAUAACCUAAAGAAUUAUCAAUCAAAAUAAUUGAAAUAUUCAUUAACCUUAAAAGCUAAACUGUUUUUUGGGAUGAAAUAAUCAUGAAUAAUUAGUAUUAUAUUCUAUUUAUUUUAGAUCUUUGUAAAUUGAUAUGUUACAUUAGUUGAUAAAUAAAUUAAGUUAUUAAAAAACAAUUCCUGAAUAAUAACUAUAAGAAUUCUUUAAAGUUUUGGAUAACUUAGAUUUGUUAAGACAUGAUUUUGACUAAAUAAUGAAUGAUCUUUUAAAGGAUCCAAAUAAAGAAAGAAAAUAUCUUGAUUCUCUUACUAGAAAUUUGAUGAGUGAUCCAGUGAUGCUGCCAAAUUCAAAAGUAUGAUAGUUAAUAGAUAAUAAUUAGUAAAUAUUGGAUAGAGUGACAAUAAAAAGAUUAUUAAUAAAAAAAUAGGAAGAUCCAUUUGAUAGAUCCUUUUUAAGUGAAGAUAUGCUUGUAGAAUAAAAAGAAUUAAAAUAAGAAAUAAAAUAAUAUAUUGAAUCAAAAAAAUAAGAAAUGAGACUAUUAAGGCAAUCGAAAAGUAAAUACUAAAAUUGA